UAUUAAAAAAAAAUAUAUAUAACCACGCGUAUAAUCUCUACACAAACAUGGGGAUAAACUGACGAUAAUUAUGAAAUCUUUCACCAAAUCUGCAACAGAUUACAUCUGAUUGAUGAAUGUAUAUGGACAUUUGUGUUCCCAUACAUAAAAGGGGGCUUUUUCACGCCCGCAAUCACAUUGGUGCUUGACAUGUAAAAUAAUUAAGAGGAUACCUUUAUAGCUCCAUAGAGAAAUCGCGGUGAAAAACACACGUGAGGUACACAUAGUUACCGAUGCCUGUAUCAGAAUCAGAAUCGCUUAAAAAUUUUAAUAUGGAAGAAAACAAGAAAUCAGGCCAGCACUUGCGCCGUCCUGUAGCGGUGAUCAAAAAGAGAUCAGGCCCUUUGGAUGAUGCAAUUGACAAGCUUAGUCUAACAGCGGAAAAAGACUUGAUAAAAUCAAAUAAAAUCAAAUCUUCAGAUGUAUAUUGUGGGCCAAGUAAUUUGGCCAGUAAGAAUUUGGGAAGAGUUUCUCCUGGAUCUAGACGACGUCGGUGCAGCACUAAAGACAAAGAAAAAAAACGAGAACGCUGGCUAUUGACUCGAAAGACAUGGCGAUAUAUGACUGAUUCUGGACGCAAGCUUAUUCCGGAUGGAGCACAGAGUGGAUCAGAUAAUAUUUCUUUAAUUGAGGCACAAUUUCAACGAGUGUGCGCCUCCGAGCCCCGCUUCAUUUUAUGGCGUCGAAAGACCUCAUAUCCAGGGGCAAUCAACAAUUCUAAGAGGCGGUUCAAACUAAUUUCUCGUCAUGCAAGUAGUAGUCGCUGUGGAGCGGAGCUAACAGAUCAGCAUAUUAAUGCCGAUCAGACUAUUGAACUAUUGCAGUCAUAUCUGAAAAUACGGGAUGCGUACAAAACAACAACCUUGCUGGGAACCAAAACGGUUAGACCCGAUCAAACUUCAUCACCAAGUUCCCAGCGGCCUAUUGGUAAUACGUGUACAAAUUCAAAUGAAAAUAUUUUAAAGACCAAUUUUUGUGAAAAGUCAAUUCAAACGGAGCUCUUGUCUCGUUUAAAAUUAUUAUCCGAAACCCACCUGGCUGAGCUAGGAGGAGUACAAUUAAAAUUAGAUAAUAUACGACAAGAUAUUCUUGAAGAUAAAGUACUUUUGAGAAAAAUAUACAACUCACUAAAAAAACAGCAACUUCAUCGAAUGCUACAUUCCACAGAACCACCAAAACAUAAUAUUGGUCGUGCUUCUUCACUUUCAAGUUUAUUAAAAUUGAAUAGCUACCAAAACAGCUCGGACAAAAGCUUUUCCAGUGGAGUGAAUAAUAUAAAUGACUAUCAUAGGAUCGAUAAGAUGAUAUACCAGAACUCGACAAGCCUAGAAAAUUGUGAAUUCAGAAAAAUUCUGCGUGUGGCCCCAGAAGAACUUAGCUUGGAUGCCCGCAUCGCUCCGGAAGCAACUGAUCUUUGGUCGCUAAAAAGCAAAACUAAAUGUGAGAGGAUUGAAAGAAGCUUCAAUACAUGCGGAACACAAACAAGUUUUAUACAGCUUAGCGAACUAAAACGCCUGGCAGAAGAAUUUGAGCAAACUUUGCAGCAGGGCAAAGAUAGUUCUGCACCAUAUUCCCUGGAUGAAGACUUAGAAAAACCUGUUACGCAUUCAGAGCGGAGAAAAAGCUCUAUUGACAACGAAGAUGUUUCACAAUCUGUAAGUAACACAAUCAAGCGGUACUUAAGGAUGGCAAGAAAAAAAACCGUAAACGGUGCAGACGCAAGUCGAUUUAAGUCAAUUAACUACGAUAGAAAUUUAAGAAACAUUAAAGCAAAGGGUGAAAUAAAUCCUCCUGGAAUGGAUGAAGGUUUAAAUAAAGCUAUUCAAACAUUAGACGCUUGGCCUCUUAUUGCGUUAGAGUAUGUUCGUGGAAACGAGUGUUUCAGAACCUUGCAAAACGCCCACAUGGAAUGGAAGGAGGCGCAGGAUGAACGGGUUAGAAAAAAACUAGAGUGGGACAAAACUCAGAAACAAAAUAUAGAAGAAAAUUUCCAGACUGCUAGCAACCCAAUUAAGGCACGCACAACAUAUUCGACAUGCAACAUGAAUAGUCAUUCAAGACUGGAAAGAACUAUUAAAACUUCUACCGGCUUGCUGACUUCAAGCUCUCAAUUUCUCUCGAAUAUUUGGCACGGACACAGCAAUCCCGGUAGCACCACAAAUUUAAUCACCCUAAACGACAAACAUGGAAAUUUGAAUCAUACAAAUCUAAAUCUAAGAAAUGCAACAAGCAAUAUGCAAAAGUCCAAGUCGUUGUCUAAUGUUGGGCAAUUUGUAACUAAAAAAAUUCUGAGAAGUCGUUCCAAAAGCCAAAAUAGACCUCAUUUACAUCAAGACCUAUCCACAGCUUAUCAAAAAUGGUUUCCAUCGGAGAGUUGUUUAUGGAUCUCAGAAAACAAUGAAAAGUUUCAUAUUGUGGAAACUGUACUUAUGAAUUUAUCGAAAACGGAAUCAGACUUUCUACAGCAUUUGGCUUUGGAAAAAAUAAAGGAACUGAAUAUUGGAAAUAAUCUAGAUUUAGAUUUGGAAAGAAAAUCACACAAGCGACGAAUUAUACCGAAGAAGAAGUCACUAACAACAAGUUUUUUUGAUAUUGGAAGAAAAUAUGAACACAACGGCCAGGAAAUAUUAUUUGGGACCUCUUUAGAAUGCUGCAUUUCAAGGGACACUAAACGGAGCGAUGUCGUUGGGGCGCGAACUCGAUCGAAGCAGUCAUUGAUGUCUGUGUUUCAAGCAAGUGGUAAUAGCACUGGAAGUAUUAUCAAGCUGAAUGAAAGUGUUCGGUCAUGUGAAAGUUUGCCGACUAAGUCUAUGGAGUGUGGAUAUAUCGAGACGUCAGAACGCUUUCGUGAUUCUUUGACUAAUUUAACUAAACCAUCAACCUUAUCUCAUUACGAUAUAGAACAUAAUGAAUUCGAUUUCGUUAAAACUUUACACACUCCACGGCAUUUAAACGUACCGACAUUUAUCAUAAAUUGCAUGGACUAUUUGGAAGAUAAUGGGUUAAAUAAAAUUGGAAUUUUUCGUGUCAGUACUUCUCGGAAACGUGUUAACCAAUUGCGAGAGGAAUUUAACAAAAAAUCUCAUAUGAGAAUUCCACAUGAUACAUGUCCGCAUGAUGUUGCUACCUUGCUCAAAGAAUUCCUUCGCGAUCUUCCAGAACCUCUGCUGUGCAGUAGACUCUACACAACAUUUUUAGAAACCCAAAGGAUUCGAAAUCGCCGCUUGCAACUGGAGGGCAUUUCACAUUUAAUAAAACUGCUCCCUAUUCCACAUAGAGAUACGCUGUAUGUCUUACUGCGGUUUUUGGCAAAAGUAGCGGCACAUAGUGAUGAUAUAUGCGACAGCGAUGGAAAUAUUGAGAUAAAUGGCAACAAAAUGGAUAGCAGUAAUCUCUCUACAGUUUUUGCUCCAAAUAUUUUACGUGGUUCUGAUCAAGCAUCGGCAAGGGAUAGGGAGCAGGAUCAUAUGAACGACGCAAUAAAUGUAGUCAGAACUAUGAUUGACCAUUAUGAAGAAAUAUUUAAAAUAUCAGCAGACUUCCUUGACGUUAUCUAUUCACAUAUGUUAGAUGCAUGUCCAGACAGACUGUACGAGUUAAUUUCAACCAAAAUAAAUGGGUCACAAUGGCAUCUGAAUCAUUCAGAUGAGUCGUCAGUAGUUCAAAACAGCGACGCAACAAGUUCUGCAGAUGAGGUUUUCGAGUAUCCGAGACAAACGAAAGGGUAUGGCUCUGUUAGUCAUUGUGAUAACGAAUCUGAAAAACGAAAAUUGGAAAUUCCUGUUAAUGAAGAAGAGAUGCGAAAUGAUCACAAUCUUUCUUAUAACGACGCUCAAAAGAGCGAAUCUUUAAAAGUAUUUUCCGCAAGUCUUCAAAUAUCGUCACCAGAGCAGUCAUUGUUACAAUGCAAAAAGUCCAUUAGAGAUAAAGAACUAGCUGGAAACAGGGCAUCAGAGCCCAGAUUGCCAGCAAGCAUAUCGAAUAUUGGUUGCGCAAUAUUGAGUGCAAAGGCUGCAGAAUUCGAAAAAAAUGUCACAUGUAACAAUCUUCCAUCCAAUGGCCUCCAAGAUAUAGAAUUAAAAAAAAAGAAACCUCUAUACAAACGGCAGCAGUUGAUAUCCAGCUUUAGAAAAAAAAGCUAAACUUAAUGCUCAGAUAUAUGAAUAUUAUCAAAAAAAAAUAAAAAAAUUUGAUAUAAACCCUAAUCGGGGUAAUCUGGACUAUGAACGCAGAACAAAUUACUCCAGCAAAUAAUAGCCUAUAACUUUAUCCGUUAUAUAUUGUAAUAAUCCUAAAUAUAAGAAUGUUGUUUAUUUUAACAAAAUAUACUCUUAACUCUUAGCAAAAGUCUCUUUUGCGUACAGUCUAUUUGAAUUAAACAUGUGUAUAUACAUGUAUAUAUAUUAUAAUAAUAUCGAAUACGUGGUAAUAAUUAGCACUUGCUUCUUAUCCUAAAUUACAAACAGCUUUAGCAUAAGAUAGUAUUCACAGCCAAUUAUUAAACGUACUAUAAAUAUUGUUUCGUUUUUUUCACAUGCCCUUUGCCGUCAACUUACAACUAUUAUUGUACUAAAGUUUUAAAAUGUAAUCCAUUAGUUUGUAUACGUCUUUCCAGUUUCAUAUUUUCUUAGUAUUUUAGAUACAUGUGUAUGUAUGUAAGCAUAUGAAUAAAUAAUAAAAUAAUAUUAAUAUUACUUUUUUAAAAGAGGUAAUACAAUGUACACAAUAACAAGGCAUAUAAAAAAUGUUAUCCGUUAUUCUUUGCUACGCCUCGCCUAUCUCCGAUUUAUACGUAACAUAUGCAGCUAUGUACAUAUAUCUGUGUAAAAAUCCUUCAUUACGCCAUUUUUCGCUAUUACAUUAAUAAUAUAUUGUCUACUUUCUAGGACUGACUAUUGUAAAUGUACAUACAUAUGUAUGUAUGAAUAUAUGUAUGUAUGUACACAUGUUUUCGUGAAUUCACAUAAACACAUGCACGCUUUUCUGUUUGGUAAGCCACGAGACGUUAUUAUUUAAUACUAAGUAGGCUCUGUUUUGUCAAUCGACUUUCACCCAAAUAGACCAUUUUGAGUGAAAAUAUAUUGAAUAUUACAUGCAUACAUAUUGUACAUACAUUUA
Drosophila pseudoobscura is the source of this 5157-nucleotide messenger RNA. RefSeq names its product Rho GTPase activating protein at 102A (gene RhoGAP102A). Lineage: Eukaryota; Metazoa; Arthropoda; Insecta; Diptera; Drosophilidae. Gene Ontology annotation, biological process: signal transduction. The record is from RefSeq and is a predicted model, not a curated record. The transcript has 13 exons. Bases 273 to 4181 code for a protein of 1302 amino acids.